This is a messenger RNA of Heterocephalus glaber (naked mole-rat), 6500 nucleotides long. The record is from RefSeq and is a predicted model, not a curated record. NCBI's taxonomy places the organism in Eukaryota, Metazoa, Chordata, Mammalia, Rodentia, Bathyergidae.
UACUAUAAGCACCUGGCACCACACCUGGCUCAGUCCAUGCUUUUUUUGUGGCUUCAUAGCUCAUUUCUUUUUGUCACUGAAUUCAUCUAUUGAUGGCUCAGGCCACCCUGUGAGGCGGCUCUGCUGUCUUGGUUGGAUUCAGCUUGGGGCAAGUAUGAAUAAAACUGCUAAGCACAGUGUGUGCAGGUGUUUAUGUGAACCUGUGUCCGUGUCAUUUGGACCCAUCUUCACCUCAGUAGUGGUGCUAUUGCUUGGACAUAUGGUGGACUGUUCAGUUUCCUAAGAAACUGCCAGGAGGCCAUGCCUGUUUGCAUUCCCACCAGCAAUGGAUGAAUAAGAAUUCCUGUUACCCCGGUCCUCCCCCAGCUUCUACUGUCAGAGUUUGCUUUGUUUUUAGCCAUUCUAAUGGAUGCAUAGCAGUGCCUCAUUGUUUUGAUUUGCAAUUCCUUAAUGACAAUGCAGCACAUUUUCUUAUGCUUACUUGUCUGUCUGCUUUCCUUGUGAAGUGUGUGUGUUCAGCAAUUUUGCCCACUUUUUAGUUGGUCUUUGUUUUCUUCCUGUUGAGUCUCCUUUAAUUUUCAAAAUAAAAUUUAAACCUCUUUGUAUAAUAAAAACCCUUCCUAAGCCGGCCCGGCCGCUGUCAACCACUCUUUUCAAUCUGCCCAGUGACCCCUACUGCAGGCUACUCCUCCUCCAGCCCCAGUCAGCUCCUGGCCUCUGUGGGUCCAGUGUUGCCUUUUGCCUGGAAAGGCUUCUUCCAAGCAGGAUCUGUUGCUCCUUCCUUUUGGUCCGAGACCCCGGGAACGUGCUUUUCAGUGCACCUGCCGUGUCACAGUGUCAUGGUUUCUUCUCGGGUCUUUAGUUUUUCCAGAGAAAAGAGCCAGUCUUAGCCACCCACACAAGCCUUGGCUCCCACCUCCGAUGGGCAAGGUCGAGUUCAGCAGGAUUUAAAUGACAUAGGGAUAUUUGUGCUUGUCUGUGAGUUCUUAAUACCAGGUAUCUGUUUAGAAAAGUGAAACCCUCAUUCUGUCUCUACCGGAGAACGUCAGUUGGCCUCAGCCUGGGGAGCUGUCCUCAAACCCAAGCCUCUUCCUGAUCCUUGAGCUCUUGGUCAUGGCCACUCCUCCAGAUGACUCCAGUGCUGGAGUGAAACUGUGGUUUGAGAACCACGGGUUGUGCUGCAUGGUCUUGGCAUGGCUGACAUUGCUGUUGUGGUUUAAUACAGAAGAAAGACUUCGAGGUGGCUCUGCUGGACGAGACAUUGCAGUUAGAGCCUUUAAAAUGUUGCUGGGAGAAAUAAGAGCAAUACUAGUUAGAAAAAGAAUCCCCAGAAGUUGUUGAAGUCUAAAAUUCUACCCAUGGGACCAAAUGGGAGAUGGAUUUCUGCAAUUAUUGAGAAAUAAAUAAAAAUGUGGUUCCUGCAAAAUGAACUACCAUUAUACUCAAUCUUGAGAGAUUUUGAGAAUCACCAACACUCUGAGCCAAAUUAGAGUUCUUUAUUGCUGGCAGUCGAGAGCAGCUAGCGCUUGAAACCUCUCGACGCUGAAAAGCAGCUUGCAGGGAAACCAGAUGGACUGCCUAGCAACAGCAUCCUCCUCUCCCCCCACCUUCUGCAUACCUGGGGCCUGUGGUUGCCCUUUAGUGACCUACCUGAAAAGUCGGCAUAGCACCGUGGGUAGGAGGGAGGCCUGAGAGGAGCACCAGACCCUGAACCCUAGCUGUGCUGCCUAGGCCCAGAAUAGCAGCUGUCUGUACCACACUUCCAUUGUCUGUGCAACCUAGAGAUGAUUUGAAGUACGAGGAAGGGAUCUAAGGGAGCGGGUGCUUAGGUGAUAUGAAACACCUGUGUGUGAUCCAGUGACUUGCAAAGCCACGGCUUUUGGGGAUCCUGACCUCAUCCCCAUGGAUACAGAGGAUGUCUGCACCCUGGAAACUAAAGCUGCUUCCUUCUUCAAAAGGGAGAGAGGGAACAAGAAAGAGAAGACAUAGAUGCUGCCAGCCAGGGAAAAUACCGAGGGAAGGACAGAAAUAUUUAGAGGCAUUGUAUGAAUUUUCCCUAUAUGGUGUACAAUGUCAUUCAUCCUCCAUGCACACUUCUGUAUUUUUCCCAACACAAAACACAGCCCCAGUGCAAUGCCACGUGCUCGUCCGUGUUGCACCUGAAACCAUCUUCCACGCCAGGAGCAUGUGGGCCGCGGAGCCUGCCUUGGACGAUCUCUCACUUUGGGACAUGAUGCCCUCAUCCGGCUGCCCGGGCCACCACCUCCGAGUCUGGCACCCUCGCCUCCACCUCACCCCAUCCAGCCCACUCUCGCCCUUCAGUGUGCGCCCGGCUUCCAGCAGCCAACAUCAGCUCACUGCCACCUCCUCCUCCACCCUGGCAAAGGAAGCCGGCCUUCCCCACCUCCGUCACCCUGCCAGUCCCAAGGCCCUCAUGGUCAGCUCUCCCUCACUGUAACAAAGCCCCGGAGGUAAUCAACUUCGGGAGAGGAAAGGUUUGCCUUGACUCAGCUGCCAGGCUCCAGUCCAUCAUGGCUCCGCCCCGUGGCUUUGGACCUGGGACCAGGCCACACGUCAUGGCCAGAGCACGUGGUAGAGGACAGCUGCUCACCUGGUGGCCAGGAAGCGGGACAGAACGGGGAGGGGCCAGGCCCCGCAGUCCCCUCCAUGGGGACAGUCCCAGGGAGCGGAGGACUUCCCACCCACCGGGCCCCACCUCUCAGAAACCCCAGCCUCCCACGGGUGCCACCUUGGGGACCACGCCUUUCACAGCAGGCUUUGGGGACAGCAGCAUCCACACCAUCGCAGAGUACACUUCACAGCAGUGUUGUCUGUUUUGUGUCACCAGCCAGACUAUAAACUCCUUUUCUGCGAAGGAGGACUCUGUACAGAGUGCCCAUGAGUGUUUGCUGAUUUAACGCAGAACCGGCUGUUGUGACAGGAAGGGAUUCUAUGUGGAGGCUGUCUGCAGGCUUGGCCACCACUGAUGGGCCACACACUGGUGACCAAAACCAUGCAGCGCUUCACAGCCUUGGCAGACUGUUUUCAUGUCACCUGGCUGUUUAUGUACCAGAGCCCGGCCUCCCAGAUACAACUGUAUUCCCAUUUCACCCUGAAGGAAUCCAUUUAUACGGGUGAGUGUAACUCAGGAUGCUUUAGAGGGACCCUGAUCAUGUCAGCACUUGGACAACGCCGGGAGCAUGCCUGGGGUUCCAGCUGGGGAGCCAAACUGCCUUAAAAACUCAGCAGUGCAGCACCUCUCUGGCAAGUACAAGGCCCUGAGUUCAAUUCCUGGCACCACAAAAAAAAAACUGCCUGGUUUUAAGACUAAAACUCAUGCGUCCCGGGAAAACCAGAAAAACUUGUGACUCUAUCUCACCCAGAAAGUUUCAGAUAAGACAUAAGAUCCCAGCACUCUGGGAGGCUGAGGCAGGAGCCUCAAGUUCAAGCCCAGCCUGGGCAAUUUAGACACUUAGUGAGACCCUGUCUCAAAAUAAAAAAUAAAAACAGGCUGGGGAUGGAGCUCAGUGCGAAGGCCCUGGAUUCAGUCCCCAGCACCAGCAAAAAAGAAAAAAGACCUAAGACCCACGAUGCAAUCAGAUCCCCAACCACCCAACAGUACUUACGGGCUGAGAGGCGGCUGGAGUGGGGCAGGUUCGCAUCCGGACACAUUCAGUCAGACGGUGACAGUCUCUCCGCACUGUGCCAAACAAACAUGGGGGCAGGACGGCACCGGCAGCGUUCCGAGCGGGAGCCGACUCCUGGAGUGCAGGCGCACACGCAGGACCCAGAGCGCUGACCCGCUCACCAGGCCUCGUGCUCCUGGCCUGCUCUGACACCAUCGCAAGGGUCCGGGCCACCUUCUUUUUUUUUUGGUAGCGGGGAUUGAACUCAGGACCUUGCGCUUGUGAGGCAGCUCAGUGCCACUGAGCUAAAUCCCCAGCCCUAGGCCACCUUCUUGGCAUCUGUUUUCAAACCCUAGAAGUCUUGACUUGGUCAUUUUGGUAAAGUAGUGGAAAUACUUUCACAAAGGUGGUGUGUCUGUGUGCCUCCGUGUGUCUGCGUGCACCUUGUAAGGAGGAAGCCAUCGCCUGCGUGGCGUUGUCCGCCCAUCUGGGUAGAGUCGGUAGCGUUCAUUCAGGCCAUUGGGUAAUGGUGUGAAGCAAUCCUGUAUCGCAUUUUGAAAGAGGCAUUUAAGAAGAAGCCACCAGAGCGAUGAUUCAGACACUUCCCCGGCGAUCAGGCCAGGUGGAGGACACAUCGGCCUCACAGCAGAGGGAAGGACAGUGCUCCCCAGCCUUGGCUGUUCCCGGGCCUGAGUGACAGCCCUCAAGCCCCAGGCCUCGGCCAGCCCACGAGGUGCCAACUUGCUGCGGGUCGCCUGGAUCCGGUAGGACACCUUGCAGGGCCGGCUGUCCCAGAUCUUGGGUUAUUCCUAGCAUCUCCUAGGUUUGCCCUGGCUCUGCCUGUUUAUUCUGUGGCACCUUGCCCACCUGGAACUCUGCCGCCAUCUGGGCUCAGGGCUGCUUAGGGCUCUGGACGCAGCCGUGCCUCAUGUCACAGGUGCCAGCCGAGAUGGGCCCGGCCCUCUGGGGAUGCCUGCUCCUGUGGCGUUUCCUCAUCUCAGCCACCCAGGCCGCCUACCCGGGGAUCAAGGCCAGGGUCACUCAGCGGGCACUGGACUACGGUGUUCGAGCUGGGAUGGAGAUGAUGGAGCAAAUGGUAAAAGAAAAGCACAUCUCAGAUUUAAAAGGCUCUGAAACUCUUGAAUUUCUGAAGAUUGAUUAUGUGAACUACAAUUUUUCAAACAUAAAAAUCAACGCCUUUUCAUUUCCAAAUACUUCAUUAGCCUUCGUGCCCGGGGUGGGCAUCAGAGUGCUGACCAACCACGGCACCGCCAACAUCAGCACCAACUGGGAAGUCCGGGCCACACUUUUCCACGAUGCUGGUGGAGCUGACCUCUUCCUCUCUGGAGUCUACUUCACGGGUGUCAUCAUCCUGACCCAAAAUGCCUUGGGCCACCCAGCCCUGAAGCUCCAGGACUGCUAUGCCCAAGUGAGCCAUGCCCACGUGUCUUUUGUCGGGGACCUGAGCACCCUGUAUAACACCUUUGCUGAGCCCAUGGAGAAGCCCAUCCUAAGGAAUUUAAAUGCCAUGCUCUGCCCCAUUAUCUCGGAGGAAGCAGAAGUGCUGAAUGCCAACCUCAGCUCCCUGGAGGUUUUAACCAAGAUCGACAACUUUACGCUGCUGGAUUACUCCUUAAUCAGCCCUCCAGAAAUUACUGAGCACUACCUCGACCUGAAUUUGAAGGGCGUGUUCUACCCGCUGGAAGACCUCACUGACCCCCUCUUCUCUCCUGAGCCUUUUGAGCUCCCAGAGCGCUCUGACUCCAUGCUCUACAUCGGCAUCUCUGAGCACUUCUUCAGGUCGGCGUCCUUUGCUCAUUUCACCGCUGGUGCAUUCAGUGUCACGCUGUCCACCAAGGAGAUUUCCAACCAUUUAAUUCAGAACUCUCAAGUGAUUGGCAACGUACUCUCCCGGAUUAUGGAUCUCUACAUCCUGUUCCAGCCCCUCAUGCUGCGGAUCAUGGCCACGGAGCCGCCGGUGGUCCGCCUGCAGCCGGGCAACUUCAGCCUGGACAUCCCUGCCUCCGCCGUCCUGUUCACGCAGCCCCAGAACGCCACUGAGAUGGAGCCCAUCGUCUCCAUGGACUUUGUCGCCAGCACCAGCGUCGGCCUGGCUAUCCUGGGACAAAGGCUGAUCUGCUCCCUGUCUCUGAACAGAUUCCGCCUGUCCCUGCCGGAGUCCAAUCACAGCGACAUUAAGGUCUUGAGGUUCGAGAAUAUUCUGUCCUCCAUCCUGCACUUCGCAGUCCUCCCCCUGGCCAACACCAAACUGCAGCAAGGAUUUCCCCUGCCCCGGCCAUACAACGUCUCAUUGGUCAAUUCAGAUAUUGAAGUUUUUGAGGGUUUUGUUUUGAUUUCCACUGACCUGAAGUAUGAAAUGUCCUCGAGACAGCAGCCAAGUUUCCAUUUCCAUGGCUGGGAAGAUCUGAACAUGAUAAGAGGACAAAGGAUGGGGCAGCCAGCCCCUUGAUGUCUGUUCACAUCCACCCCAUGAAGUACCUGGCCCUUAUCCCACAGCACCCAGAGGGGAAGAACACAGUGGAAUUUGAAAGCCCUUCUGAAAAUCGGAGGCAGAAACUCUGCCCUCUGGAGCCUCUAGGAAGUGCAAUGAGGCCACCUGGGUUAAAGGGCUGAACAGGGUCUGUGUGCUGUGUGCAGAGGGACACUCGUUGCACUGUGAGGUGCAGAUGCAGUGUGUCUGGGGUCAAGAACAAGACGUGUAUUUCUGACUAGUUGGGUAAAAACUCUUAAGUCUGUAUUUAUUUCAGUUCCCUCCUUUAGCAUUUUUUCUCUACCCUGCAUACUGGAUUUUACAUUUUAUAUUCGCUGAUACAGUCCCGUAUGUCUGAUUAAAACCAUUUUCUAUCAACAUCA